UCCUCAAAGCAUCAAAAGUAAGUCAAAACAAACACUGUCAGGCAGACCGAGAGAGAGUCUCUAGGUGGUGGUGACCUCGUUCCUCCGUUUGUCCUGGAUUGGUGACGGAGAGUGUAUCAAUUCAUCCCGGGCAGUGGGCGUGUGGCGAGUGGCGUGUGGCGAGUGGCGUGAAUCUUGGACGCCAUGGCGGGUGGCUCCUCCACCCUGUAUCUGGAGCACUACCUGGACUCGUUGGAAUCGCUGCCCGGCGAUCUUCGGCGCAAUUUCACGCUCAUGCACGACCUGGACCGCAAGAACCGCACCAUCCUCCAAGAAGCCGACGCCUUAGCCGACGAAUAUCUCAGCAAAGUCCGCGACCUCACUUCAUCCGACCGCAAGGUCGAGAUGGAGAAGAUUCAGAGCCGCUUCGGCAAGGCCAAGAUCCAUGGUGACGACAAGGUGGCCAUCGCCAUCCAGACUUACGAGCUCGUGGACAAGCACAUCCGACGAUUGGACGCGGAUCUGGCCAAAUUCGAGGCUGAAAUGAAGGAGAAAGGACGAUUAUCGCAGACCGAGACGGAAACCGAGGCCGAGGCCGAAACCGGGCCCAAAUCCAAGGCCAAGAAGAAGUACACCAAGACCGCGGGCAGCAAGGCUAAUGCGGGCAGUGCGGGAGGCGGUACGAGCAAGAAGGGCGGGAAGAAGGAUGAGGAGAAGGGGGGAAAACGGGGCAAAAAGAAGGCGGCCGGUGGGAGCGGGGGACAUGCCGAUAAGUCGGCCACACCCAAGGAACCGCUUUUGGGCGGGGCCUCACUGGCCGCCAGCGUGGGCAUUCCGCAGGAGGUCCUAGAUAUGCCGGUGGACCCGAACGAACCCACGUAUUGUUUGUGUCAGCAAGUCUCGUACGGCGAGAUGAUCGGGUGCGAUAACUCGGACUGUCCCAUUGAGUGGUUCCACUUUGGUUGCAUGGGACUCACCACCAAACCCAAGGGCAAAUGGUACUGUCCCAAGUGCGUGCCUUUAUAUAAGAAGAAGAAAUGACACCGGAAGAACCGAACGUCGGAGAGUUCGGAUUGAGCAGAGACAUGAACGGACACUCGGACGGAUCAUCAGUAUUUAUAGAUAUGUCGGUCACACCCCUGUGAAUAUGGGGGGUGUGUUUUUUUUUUACCAUGAAAUAACACAUGUGCGCCAGAAUA
Messenger RNA from Tigriopus californicus, 1178 nucleotides. RefSeq names its product inhibitor of growth protein 5-like (gene Ing5). Gene Ontology annotation, cellular component: nucleus. The transcript has a single exon. Bases 184 to 1020 code for a protein of 278 amino acids. Gene Ontology annotation, biological process: regulation of DNA-templated transcription. Lineage: Eukaryota; Metazoa; Arthropoda; Copepoda; Harpacticoida; Harpacticidae. The record is from RefSeq and is a predicted model, not a curated record.